This is a messenger RNA of Emiliania huxleyi CCMP1516, 648 nucleotides long. RefSeq lists its product as hypothetical. Bases 1 to 648 code for a protein of 215 amino acids. The transcript is spliced from 4 exons. The record is from RefSeq and is a predicted model, not a curated record. Lineage: Eukaryota; Haptophyta; Isochrysidales; Noelaerhabdaceae.
AUGUCAUCCCCCGUGAUCCAGACCGCCCCGUUGGAGGUAGGCCGCUCGUCGUGCAGAGUGUGUGAGCAGCAGAGGAGCUGCUCUCCAGGCUUCUGUCGCAACGAGCUGCAUGCCACCGAAAGCGCUGUCGAGGUUCGCCGAGCGCGGCGCAGGUUGGGGGAAGCCGCCACCGACGAGCGCGUUGGACUUUUCACUCAGAACAAAGACGGGGACACAGGGCUCCAGCUCAGACCGCCUAUUCCACACUGGGCACGCGCCACGGGCCACGAGAGCCCUGCUGCCAGCCUCGUGUCGCCGCUCUCGUUGGCGCAGCAGCAGCGAUUGGCCUUUGCGCCGUCGCUCGACGGCGUCACCGCCCAUCUGACCUGCGCAGCUCCUGCAGCUCCUGCAGCUCCUGCUGUCAGUCUUCUGCUCUCACGCACCUCACUCGCCGCACGCGGAUUUGGCGGCGCUGCUUUAGAGGAAGCGGCAGCGUGGGAAGCAAAGCAGAUGGAGGCGGCGCGGCAUGCCAAGGAGCUGCUGCUGGCGGAGGUUGAGCGGCUAAGUGCAGCAAGGGCCAAGGGCAAGAAGGGCAAGAAGAAGAAGAAGAAUGUGGGCGUGGGCGAUACGGGCGCCGCUAGGCUCAACGAGGAGAUGCUGUGCAGUUAG